Vombatus ursinus (common wombat) is the source of this 4551-nucleotide messenger RNA. RefSeq names its product protein tyrosine kinase 2 (gene PTK2). Gene Ontology annotation, molecular function: protein tyrosine kinase activity; ATP binding. Gene Ontology annotation, biological process: signal complex assembly; protein phosphorylation. Lineage: Eukaryota; Metazoa; Chordata; Mammalia; Diprotodontia; Vombatidae. The record is from RefSeq and is a predicted model, not a curated record. Gene Ontology annotation, cellular component: focal adhesion; cytoskeleton. The transcript has 30 exons. Bases 311 to 3463 code for a protein of 1050 amino acids.
GGUUGCAUUCUGUUCAGUAGCUCACUCUGGCAAGGAUGGUCAGUGUUUCAAAUUGCGGACGCAUGAGAAGAUUCUGUAAUUGAAAAGCAUUCUUCCUGCUGCUGGAAAAUGUUACAGAAGUGAUACCUACCAAAUUUCGAUGCAAACUAUCCAAACAGGAACAAAUGUAGGGGAAGCUUAGCCUUGCUUGUGGAUUGAAUGCAUUCGAGUGAUUAGCUUUCCAGCCCCCCUACAGGAGCAAAUACUAUUGGAGCACUGAAUUGGGACUUUGUAUGCUGAAUCCUGGCUUGAUCUCUAUACAAUUGUGUGUAUGUUGUUGGAACUGGCUGGCCAACCGGCCCUGAAACCAGCAGGUGCUAUCUAUAUGGAGAAAAGCGGCUGUAGCCCAUUUCCAAUAUGCUGGGCUAAAGAAUAUGACAGAUACCUAGCAUCUAGCAAAACCAUGGCAGCUGCUUACCUUGACCCAAACUUGAAUCACGCCCCAAGUUCAAGUACAAAGACACACCUCAGUACUGGGAUGGAGCGUUCUCCUGGGGCAAUGGAGCGAGUAUUAAAAGUCUUUCAUUAUUUUGAAAAUAGUAGUGAGCCAACCACAUGGGCUAGUAUUAUCAGGCAUGGAGAUGCCACUGAUGUCAGGGGCAUCAUUCAGAAGAUAGUGGACAGUCACAAAGUAAAGCAUGUGGCCUGUUAUGGAUUUCGACUCAGUCAUCUUCGUUCAGAGGAAGUUCACUGGCUACAUUUGGAUAUGGGUGUUUCCAAUGUGAGAGAAAAAUAUGAACUAGCCCACCCACCGGAGGAGUGGAAAUAUGAGUUGAGAAUUCGUUAUUUGCCAAAAGGAUUUCUGAACCAGUUUACAGAAGACAAGCCAACUUUGAAUUUCUUUUAUCAGCAGGUGAAAAACGACUAUAUGUUAGAAAUAGCUGAUCAAGUGGACCAGGAAAUUGCUUUGAAGUUGGGUUGCCUUGAAAUACGGAGAUCAUACUGGGAGAUGAGGGGCAAUGCCCUGGAGAAGAAAUCUAACUAUGAAGUAUUAGAAAAGGAUGUUGGUUUAAAGAGAUUUUUUCCUAAGAGUUUGCUGGAAUCUGUCAAGGCCAAAACCCUAAGAAAACUGAUACAACAAACAUUUCGUCAAUUUGCCAACCUGAAUAGAGAAGAAAGUAUUCUGAAAUUCUUUGAGAUUCUCUCUCCUGUGUACAGAUUUGAUAAAGAAUGCUUCAAAUGUGCUCUUGGGUCAAGUUGGAUCAUUUCUGUGGAGCUGGCAAUUGGCCCAGAAGAAGGCAUCAGUUACCUUACAGACAAGGGCUCCAAUCCUACACAUCUCGCAGACUUCAAUCAAGUUCAGACCAUUCAGUAUUCAAACAGUGAUGACAAAGACAGAAAAGGAAUGCUGCAGCUCAAAAUAGCAGGAGCACCUGAGCCUCUCACAGUGACAGCCCCAUCUUUAACCAUUGCAGAGAAUAUGGCUGACUUAAUAGAUGGAUAUUGCCGACUAGUUAAUGGAGCCACACAAUCUUUUAUCAUUAGACCCCAGAAAGAAGGUGAACGAGCCUUACCAUCCAUACCAAAGCUAGCCAACAAUGAGAAGCAAGGAUUAAGGACACAUACAGUCUCUGUAUCAGAAACAGAUGACUACGCUGAGAUUAUAGAUGAAGAAGAUACUUAUACAAUGCCCUCAACCAGGGAUUAUGAGAUACAAAGAGAAAGGAUAGAACUUGGACGCUGCAUUGGAGAAGGCCAGUUUGGAGAUGUACAUCAAGGAGUUUACAUGAGUCCAGAGAAUCCAGCAAUGGCAGUUGCAAUUAAAACAUGUAAAAACUGUACCUCAGACAGUGUGAGAGAAAAAUUCCUUCAAGAAGCCUUAACAAUGCGUCAGUUUGACCACCCACAUAUUGUGAAGUUGAUUGGAGUUAUAACAGAAAACCCUGUCUGGAUAAUCAUGGAGCUCUGCACACUAGGGGAGCUGAGAUCAUUUUUGCAAGUGAGAAAAUACAGCUUGGAUUUGGCAUCUUUGAUUCUAUAUGCUUACCAGCUUAGUACAGCCCUUGCCUACCUAGAAAGUAAAAGAUUUGUGCAUAGGGACAUUGCUGCUAGAAAUGUGCUGGUAUCUUCAACUGACUGUGUAAAAUUAGGAGACUUUGGUUUGUCUCGAUAUAUGGAAGAUAGUACUUACUACAAAGCUUCCAAAGGAAAAUUACCUAUUAAAUGGAUGGCUCCAGAGUCAAUCAACUUUAGACGUUUUACCUCAGCUAGUGAUGUAUGGAUGUUUGGUGUAUGCAUGUGGGAAAUUUUGAUGCAUGGUGUAAAGCCUUUCCAAGGAGUGAAGAACAAUGAUGUAAUUGGUCGAAUUGAAAAUGGUGAACGGUUACCAAUGCCUCCAAAUUGUCCUCCGACCCUCUACAGCCUUAUGACAAAAUGCUGGGCAUAUGAUCCCAGCAGACGACCCAGGUUUACUGAACUCAAAGCACAGCUCAGUACAAUACUGGAGGAGGAGAAGCUUCAGCAAGAAGAACGAAUGAGGAUGGAAUCCAGAAGGCAGGUCACAGUGUCCUGGGAUUCAGGAGGCUCAGACGAAGCUCCUCCCAAGCCCAGCCGACCUGGUUAUCCUAGCCCAAGAUCCAGUGAAGGCUUUUAUCCUAGUCCACAACAUAUGGUACAAGCCAAUCAUUAUCAGGAUUCUGCCACAUUGGACAUGAGGGGAUUAGGCCAAGUCCUCCCAGCACAUCUUAUGGAAGAGAGGUUGAUACGGCAGCAGCAGGAAAUGGAAGAAGAUCAGCGUUGGCUUGAGAAGGAAGAGAGAUUUUUGAAACCUGAUGUGAGGCUCUCUCGAGGCAGCAUUGACCGAGAAGAUGGAAGUCUUCAGGGUCAGACUGGUAACCAGCACAUAUAUCAACCUGUGGGUAAGCCAGAUCAUGCAGCUCCACCAAAGAAACCACCUCGCCCAGGAGCACCCAGCCAUCUGGGAAGCCUUGCCAGCCUCAACAGCCCCGUGGAUAGUUAUAAUGAAGGAGUAAAGCUGCAACCCCAGGAAAUCAGCCCCCCUCCUACUGCCAAUCUGGACCGCUCCAAUGACAAGGUCUAUGAGAAUGUAACCGGCCUGGUGAAAGCUGUCAUAGAAAUGUCCAGCAAGAUCCAGCCUGCCCCACCAGAGGAAUAUGUUCCUAUGGUAAAGGAGGUUGGCUUGGCCCUAAGAACGUUGCUAGCAACAGUGGAUGAGACCAUUCCUAUGCUCCCAGCAAGCACUCACAGAGAGAUUGAGAUGGCCCAAAAGCUGUUGAAUUCGGACUUGGGUGAGCUGAUCAACAAGAUGAAACUGGCACAACAAUACGUCAUGACCAGCCUCCAGCAGGAAUACAAAAAGCAAAUGCUAACUGCCGCUCAUGCACUGGCUGUAGAUGCCAAAAACUUACUAGAUGUCAUUGAUCAAGCAAGAUUGAAAAUGCUGGGGCAGGCCAGGCCACACUGAGCUUCUUGUCAAGGGAAGAUGUGUAAGAGUUGUCUCAGUCUCACUUUUUUGAGGAAGUCAUCCAGCCUUCCACCAGCAGUGAAGAUGAAUCCUGUGUAUUCCUUGGGUUGUCACCAACUCCUGAUCCAGCUGGUGGAAAACUGUUGCUCAUUUCAAGUUUAACCACAGAUUUUUGUUGUUUUUAUUUUUGUUUUUUUAAUCAUGACGUUCAAACGGUCUGGGAUCCAAAAAUAUGACACUUUGAGACUGAAGUUUGUACACAAGAAGCUCAUAAGACUUAUGAAGAACAGUUUCAUUUUUCAUACCGUUCUAGAGGAUGUGUGUGCCCAGUGGGGUCAAGGGAUUAAAAUUUUAAAGCUUGAACUGCACAAGCUGCAGAUUGAGGGGGAAAAAAAAAGUAUUGUCAGAUGGAGAAUUCUGGGAAACCCAAAGGGCUGAGAAUUCUUUUGCCUACAGUACAGAUAUUAUCCAGACUGGAAUUUUUUUUAAAUUGAAAUACUUUAAGUUACAAUAUGCUAAUCCCAAUUUACAGAGAAAGAAAAUCAAAGCUAUAUUUUGAAGACUUCAGUCAUUUCAGAACAAACUAAAGUUCUUUCCAUCUUUCCUGCCUUUUCCUUUCAUGUGGAUGUGUGAAACAUUUGGUUGGAAAGUAGCUAUAGAACACAAUUGAAAAAACUCUUCUCUUUUUUCACCAGAAUAAUGUGCCAGUUUUUUGUAGCAAUGUUAUUUUCCAUGAAAGCAGAAAUGCUGCUUUGUACCAGAGCACACUUAAAGUGCAUUUGGAAAAGAGGUUCUGUAACCAUCCCUGUUCCCCAUUUUUAUAUAAUUUAUAAAGAAAGAUUAAAGCCAUGUUGAAUAUUUUAAAAGCCGCUGUAGUUAACUAACCCAUCAUUGUGUGUCCUCCUUCUGGGGAGAGCACUCCCACAGAGGGGUCGUGUUUUCUUUUGUUUUCCAGUUAUGCCAUCCUUUCUGUUAAAUAAUGAAAAAAUACACUCCCUUUAGUUUGUUGGGGGAAAUAAAUUAUUCUCAGGAAGAAUAUAAUGACCUGUACAGUUACUUUGACCUAUUAAAAAGGUGUUACCAGUGAA